This is a messenger RNA of Saimiri boliviensis boliviensis (Bolivian squirrel monkey), 1078 nucleotides long. It is a transcript of the gene MPV17L, whose product is annotated as MPV17 mitochondrial inner membrane protein like. Gene Ontology annotation, cellular component: mitochondrion; cytoplasm; membrane. NCBI's taxonomy places the organism in Eukaryota, Metazoa, Chordata, Mammalia, Primates, Cebidae. Gene Ontology annotation, biological process: mitochondrial ribosome assembly. The record is from RefSeq and is a predicted model, not a curated record.
CGCGGGAGCCCGCGGCGCGGACAUGGCGGGCUGGUGGCGGGCGCUGUCGCGCGCGGCCCGGCGCCACCCGUGGCCCACCAACGUGCUGCUCUACGCCGCGCUCUUCUCGUCCGGGGACGCGCUGCAGCAGCGGCUGCGGGGCGCCCAGGCCGACUGGCGCCAGACGCGGCGCGUGGCCACCGUGACGGCCACGUUCCACGCCAACUUCAACUACGUGUGGCUGGGCCUGCUGGAGCGCGCGCUCCCGGGCCGCGCGCCGCGCACCGUGCUGGCCAAAGUGCUGUGCGACCAGGUGGUGGGCGCGCCCGUCGCUGUCUCGGCCUUCUACGUCGGUAUGAGCAUUCUCCAGGGAAAGGAUGACAUAUUUUUGGACCUGAAACAGAAAUUCUGGAAUACCUAUAUGAGUGGACUGAUGUACUGGCCCUUUGUACAGAGUGGUGACGGCACAUUCAAGUCAGCUCUUCCUUUUUUUCAAACCAAGGGGAGCAGUGCCAUCAAAGGGUCCCCGGAGAAAUGAGAAUUCAAGGACUCUCUUAAAGGGACCACAUUGUUGACCUAAAAUACAGGAUUGCCAGCAGACUGAAUACUUGAUUCGCCAAUUAUGUACUUCAUGUGGAGGAAUUACUACUAUUUGUUGACCCACUUGUUUUUUAAAUUAUCCAUGAUUAUUUGUGAACUGUAUUCAUUUUUUCCUGUUUUAGUCUGAAAGCUUUACUUCUCUAAUACUUUGGUUAAUAUGAAUGAUAGUGGCAAAAUGGCAUUUUAGAAUUAUUAAUAUUUCUAAUAUUUUAAAGCGAGUUUCAGGAAACUUGGUUUUGAGUCUUUACAUUUCUAUUCUAAAAUCUCAGGUUAUCUCCUGAACAUUUUUGGGCCAGGUGAACUUUUCUACCAAAAAAAUAGUCCUUAUACUGAAUUUUAAUUUACAUAUAACUCAAUCGAAAUGAAGAUUUAAUAACCAGAUUUCUUUCCCCAAAACAUAAAUAAUUUUUUUGCUAUUUUGAUACUAAAGUUUAGUCAGCACCUAUCUUUCUGUCCUUCUUCCUUCUUUCUUUCUUUCUUUGCUUCUUUCUUUUUUCUU